UCGUACGAGAAAAUAAAUGUCGGCCGCAUAACUACUGCGUAAGGUUUUCACUAUAGUUUUCAGUCUCUGAACCAUAUCAAUUCCUAAUAUUGUUGUUUUUCAACUUGUAAUUUUGUCACUGUCGUCAACUAAGACUAACGAAUAAUAACAAUCCAUCUUUGAUAUUUCAAUAAUUAUACAUUUUACAUUUUUUUUUUUUAAAUUUCAUAAAUAGUAGUUGAUCGUUGGUUAUUGUUUGGGUUGAAAACACACUGUUUACUUAGAUAACUGUACUGUAUUUUACGCUUUAGAUCCAUUACAAUCAUAAUAUAUUUGCACAUAUUUUGACAUGUAUGUGCAAGUAUCAGCAAGUGAAAACAGUGAUCCCAUUGAUAUGCCUACAGAAGAUGACAACAGUCUUCUAUUAUCUACUUUAGAAGCACAAUAUCCUGGGAUAAUUGGUUUGAAGUAUCGUGUUAAUAAUAGGUUACGUAUAGUACGUCUCAAUGAAGGUAAAUUGUACCCUCCUGAAGAUGGCUGGUUAGAUCGUAUGUAUUUGUGUAAUUUUCGUAAUACACCUACAGAAAAACGUAAGCACAGUGAAAUUGAUGAUUGUAAUAAGGCAGAAGAUGAUAACAGUGUUUCUGAUAUGGAUUUGGUUGUACUGGGUUUACCAUGGAAGGUAACUGAAGAGGAUUUGAAAAAAUAUUUCACCAAAUUUGGUCAAGUAGAAUAUACUCAAAUUAAGACUGAUCUUAAUGGUAAAUCAAAAGGGUAUGGAUUUGUCAGGUUUAAGCACAAGAAGUCUCAAGUCCGUGUUAUGCUUGAACGACACAACAUUGAAGGUCGGUGGUGUGAUGUACGUAUACCAAAUAGUAAAGACAAACAUGUAAAUAAAGUUCCGCGUAAGGUAUUUAUAGGUCAAGUGUCUGAAGAAGUGGAUGAAGAAGCAUUAAAAAAUUAUUUUAUCAAAUUUGGAGAAAUAUCAGAUUUAUUUUUACCCAGGCCACAUAGAGGUUUUGCAUUUGUGACGUUUACUGACCCUCUAUCAGCUCAAAAAGUUAUUGGUAAAGAUCAUAAAGUUGGCGAUUGCAGUGUAGUAUGUACAGAAGCUAUACCAAAAAAAGAAAUGGCUCCCAAAUGGAAUGAUUAUGAUAGUAGAGACAGAGUUAAGGAUAGGAGAAGAGACCGAUCUCCCAAUCAGCCACAAGCCUGGUCCCAAGAUAACAUAUGGGACUAUGAUCAGGAAUACUAUGACCGGCUAUAUAGCCGAGGAAGUGGGCAUCAAUCAGUCAAUAAUAGUUAUACAAAUGAUAAGAAUAUAAAUUCAGACAUGGUAGCAGCUGCAGUAAACAAAGCAGUAAUGGGAGUAAUUGGAAAUUUGAAAGGACAGGGUAAUCAAGGUGAUAAAUUACCGGGAACUGAUGAUUGGUGGAUGAGGAGAUGAAUAAGUUAUUGAAAUCAAAUAUUAUCUUUGAGACAUUUAUAAAUAAAUAUCUCUCAAGCUAGUAUUGAUAUUUUAGAAUUGAUUUUGAUUACCCAAAAAGAAUGGGGUAAAUAUUGAUAAUUACAGAUAAUUAAUUAAAAGUUAAUACACCAGUCAUUGACUAUCACAUGUAAGUUCCUCGAUAUUUUUCUUACUAUAGGUACAAAACAAACUGUAUUGAAAUUAAAUUUCUUUUUAAUAUGUUUUAUAGAUAAUUUGUGUAUCUAUUUAAAUUGUUGACAAUUUUAUAUCUGUAUUGUCACAAUUUUUUUUUUAUUAAUAUCUUUAAACAAAAUCUAAGUUUACAUUACAUCACAAAUUAUCCACAUUUAAUUUAUUAAGAAAAAAAGAAAGAAGAAGUAUAAUUGUUAUAUUUUAUCUAUUGUAAUUUUUGUCUUUUUUAAA
This is a messenger RNA of Rhopalosiphum maidis (corn leaf aphid), 1870 nucleotides long. Its product is annotated as TAR DNA-binding protein 43-like. The transcript is spliced from 2 exons. Gene Ontology annotation, biological process: regulation of gene expression. Gene Ontology annotation, molecular function: RNA binding. The record is from RefSeq and is a predicted model, not a curated record. Gene Ontology annotation, cellular component: nucleoplasm. The coding region runs from base 329 to 1426 and encodes 365 amino acids. NCBI's taxonomy places the organism in Eukaryota, Metazoa, Arthropoda, Insecta, Hemiptera, Aphididae.